AUGGAGGGGAGUCCUAUCCCUGUGCUCACCGUGCAGACGGCGCCGUACGAGGACCAGAGGCCGGCGGGCGGCGGGGGGCUGAGGAGGCCCACGGCGGCCUUCGAGAGCCAGCGGAACUACCUGCCCAACUUCGUCCAAAGCGUGCUGUCCUCCAUUGACCUGCGCGACCGCCAGGGCUGUACCAUGGUGGUGGGCAGCGACGGCCGGUACUUCAGCAAGACGGCCAUCGAGGUGGUGGUGCAGAUGGCGGCGGCCAACGGGAUUGGAAGAUUGGUUAUUGGUCAGAAUGGGAUCUUGUCUACUCCUGCAGUGUCAUGCAUUAUCCGGAAGAUAAAAGCAACCGGUGGGAUUAUUCUGACAGCUAGUCACAGUCCUGGAGGACCUGGAGGAGAAUUUGGAAUUAAGUUUAAUAUUGCCAAUGGAGGACCUGCUCCAGAUGUUGUUUCUGAUAAAAUCUACCAGAUCAGCAAAACCCUAGAAGAAUAUGCUAUUUGUCCUGAUUUGAGAAUUGACUUAACUCGGCUAGGAAGACAAGAAUUUGAUUUGGAGAACAAAUUCAAACCUUUCCGAGUUGAGAUAAUCGAUUCUGUGGAAGUGUACCUCAACCUGCUGCGGACAUUGUUUGACUUCAGUGCAAUCAGAAGUUUGCUAACAGAGUCAGACCAACUUAAGAUAAGGAUUGAUGCUAUGAAUGGAGUGAUGGGUCCCUAUGUCCGAAGAAUCCUGUGUGAUGAAUUAGGAGCUCCUGCUAAUUCUGCAGUAAACUGUGUUCCUCUGGAGGAUUUUGGAGGCCAAUAUCCCGACCCAAACCUGACAUAUGCAGCUUCUUUAAUAGAGGCAAUGAAAGGAGGAGAGUAUAGAUUUGGAGCUGCUUUUGAUGCGGAUGGAGACCGCUAUAUGAUCUUGGGUCAAAAUGGAUUUUUUGUGAACCCUUCUGAUUCACUGGCCGUCAUUGCUGCCAAUCUCCAGUGCAUUCCGUAUUUCUGUCAGAUGCCUGUGCGAGGCUUUGGUAGAAGCAUGCCAACCAGUACUGCACUGGACAGGGUGGCAAAAUCCAUGAAAGUUCCUGUGUAUGAAACACCAUCAGGCUGGAGGUUCUUCUCAAAUCUGAUGGAUUCGGGGCGAUGCUCACUCUGUGGAGAAGAAAGCUUUGGCACUGGUUCUGACCACAUCCGAGAGAAGGAUGGGCUUUGGGCUGUCCUAGUUUGGCUCUCUAUCAUGGCAGCCAGGAAGCAGAGUGUGGAAGAGAUUGUCAGAGAACACUGGGCUAAAUUUGGCCGUCAUUAUUACUGCAGGUUUGAUUAUGAAGCACUGGAUCCUAAAACAGCAUAUUUUAUAAUGAGAGACCUGGAAGCUUUGAUCACUGACAAGUCAUUCAGUAAUCAGCAGUUUGCUGUUGGAAGCAAUGUCUACAGUGUGCAAAAAGCAAGUAGCUUUGAAUAUGUGGAUCCCGUAGAUGGCACUGUGACCAAAAGACAGGGGCUGAGGAUAAUCCUCUCAGAUGCAUCCAGGCUCAUCUUCAGAUUAAGCACUUCUAGUCAUGUGCGAGCCACUCUCAGGAUUUAUGCAGAAAGCUAUGAAAAGGACCCCAGCAAACAUGACAGGGAGCCGCAGGCUGUACUGAGUCCUCUCAUAGCAAUUGCACUGAAAAUAUCUCAGAUUCACGAGAGGACAGGUCGUAAGGGUCCUACUGUCAUCACCUGAACCAAGGAAGGAUAACUAACCCAGGGCCAAAAAUGGGAAAGCAAGGGAGGAGGAAGCUCUUCCCAAACAUGCCAGCUGUUUGUGCCUUUGUAUUGCGCUAAGGGUUUGAGGUCAAUAGGGAGGGCAGGGGAGGGGGGACAAAAGUUCAUUUCUGAUCAUAUUGUUCUGCUAAGACUGGUGCAUUUAAUUCUGUCCUAUGG
Molecule: messenger RNA, 1904 nt
Organism: Euleptes europaea (tarantolino)
Lineage: Eukaryota; Metazoa; Chordata; Lepidosauria; Squamata; Sphaerodactylidae
Gene: PGM5
Product: phosphoglucomutase 5
Exons: 11
Coding region: 1-1704 (567 amino acids)
Biological process (GO): striated muscle tissue development; carbohydrate metabolic process; myofibril assembly
Cellular component (GO): sarcolemma; cell-substrate junction; cytosol
Molecular function (GO): phosphoglucomutase activity
Source: RefSeq, a predicted model, not a curated record